GCGGGCCUCGGGGUUCCAUUUCCCAGAAUGCCUUCGAAGGCCUUGGUUCUCCUAGCAGGUCUCGUGCGGAUUUGAGAGGAGUCGUCUUUCCGUCGCUCGGAGUCCCACCAGGGUCCGCCUUACACCUUCAGGCCCAGGUGUGGCGGAGCCCCGGGUGAGUGGGGAGGGAGGGAGAGAGAGAGAGAGAGAGAGAGAGAGAGAGAGAGAGAGAGAGAGUGCGCACGCGCCUCCUCCCGCCAGCCGCUCCGUGCCCCCUCCUCCAGCCGCGCGGCCCAGCAGGCGGACGGCCGAGCAGGCAGAAGAGGGGACCGCGCAUGCGCCCCCCCCCCCCCGUGAUUAGACGGGGAGGGGAGCGCGCACGCUCAGAACCUGAUUUUCCCCCCCUCCCCCUCCCAACCUGAUUGGUAGGCUGUCGUUCCUUUACUCCAGAAGCUGUUCCGGCUCCCUAGUACCCCAGGGACAAUUCUUCAGCGUCGGUUUGGGGCAUUUGGCGUUCCGCACCACCCCCCCGACCCAGCUUACUUUGGGCAGCCGGGGGGCGCCAUCAGGGUGUGCAGAGCGCUUGGCUCUGAAUUCAAAUCUUGGGCAGUUCACCUCCUCUGCCUUGGUUUGCUCGUCUAUAAAAUGGGGAUAAUAGCAGCCCCCAGGGCUGUUGGGGGGAGGGGCUGACUUCAGUGUAUACAGUAGGCACUUAAUAAAUGUCAACAGUGAUGAUUGUUACCACGCCCCCCCCCAUCCAGGACAGUCCAUCCAAGGGGCUUCUCACUGCCCAGCUUCACCUUCGGGGGGUCUCCCCCUUGCUUGUGGGCAGCAGGACCAUGCCCAGCAGUGAGGGAGGACGGACCCGCCCCCUGGAGCCCCCUCCCCAGCAUCACCUUGUGCCACCUUGGUCUCCGUGGUGACGCGUCCCCUGCUCCUGACCAGGACGUGCACGUAGUAGGUGCACAGAGGGCAGCCCGUGGGUCUGGGGGCAGGACCGGGGUCCCCACCCCCCACGGGAGCCUCUGCGGAGUGAGGUUUGGCUGCUCGAUGGGGGCCCCAGUGACGGCCUCCCCCGUCUGUUCCUGCCACGCUUCUUGAGUGAAAGGCGCUCCUGACUUGAGUCCCCGGAGGCGCCACAGUGUGCGCCGCAGCGGGGGCCCGAGUUCAAAUGCAGCCUCAGAAGCUUCAUCGCUGCGGGGCCUCCAUGGGGCCAUGAUAGCACCCCGUGGCCUCGGUUUGUAGUGAGGAUCCAAGGAGGGAAUUAUUUGUAAGUCACUGAGCCCAGGGUCUGGCACAUAGUAGGGCCAUAAUAAACACUUGUAGUUGCAGCCCCCGGGUGGGACAGGGUUAAGUCCUCUUGCUUUUGACAGCCUGGUCUGCGGCUUCAUUGGAAGGAGGCCUCCCCAGCCCCUCCGCGAGGAGGAGCCUCCUGCCUGAGCCCUGUCCCCAGAGUCCCCGGGCAGCUCCCGGCCCUGCUCCCCGCAGGCUUGGGCAGAGAGGCGAGCCUCCAGAAGUGGGGGGCCCCAGGUACCCCACGAGUCUAUCAGACGCGUGUUAAGUUCGCCCUGGUGCCAGCCCCAAGGGAGAAGCUUAAAUGAAGAAGGAACAUCCUGACGUGGACCCACGACUCUGUCCUGAGAUACAGCGUUGGGACCUUCUCUGGCCGGGAUUGGCAGCUCCGGGGUGGGGAGGGAGAGAAGAAGGAAGUGGGGGGAGUGGGGGAGGCAGGGCCGGCCUGUGUCCCUAAUGACUCCUUCCUCCUCCAGCUCAGUCUGAGACUCCAUGAGGAUGAAGAAUGAGGAAGGUCUGACUCCUGGGCCUCUCCAAGCCCAGAUUCAGGAGUCCGUGACAUUCAAGGACGUGACCGUGGACUUCACCAGGGAGGAGUGGAGACGCCUGGAGCCCGCCCAGAGGGCCAUGUACAGGGACGUGACGUUGGAGACCUACGAGAACCUCACCUCCCUGGGUAUAAGUGUUCCCAUUUCCAAAAGGGACUUGAUCUUCCUGUUGGAGGAAGGAGGAGUCCUAUCUGGGCCCAAGGGAAGAAUCCACAGGGACACCUGUCCAGAUUCUUUUAUUGAAGAGGCCAGGUUUGAAAGAAAGAACUCAAGUCUGAUACAAGGCAUUCACAUGGGAGCAUCAUAUAAAAAAGGACUGCCAAAGGAUAGUCCUCAGAAUUCCAAGAAGAGAGAAACAAGGAGAUUUGAAGUUAUUGUAGAGAAACAGAAAGAUAACCAGCAGAGACAAUCCAGACUAGUAACAACUACCCAUGGCAAAACUCCUAAUAAAGUGUGUGCCCUUCAUUGUAAUACAUUGAGGAGAAGUUUACCUUUGGGGUCAGGCUUUGUUGCACUAAGGAAAGGCACUACGGGGAAAAGUCUCCAUAAAUAUAAGAAACUUGGAAAAAGCUUCAAGGAUUUUUCCAACCUAUUUACAUGCAAUACAUCCUUCUUAGAGAAGAACCUCCCUAAGUAUACAAAGUACAAGAAGCCCUUUAGUUACCACUCAGAUCUAAUUAAGUUUCAUAAAAUACGUGCUGGGGAAAGACUACAUGAACACAGUGAGGAUGGAACAACCUUUGGCAAAAGAUCAAAUCUUACUGAACAUAAGACAAUUCAUAUUGGAAAGAAAUAUUACAAUUGCAAUAAAUACGGGAAAACUAUUGGAACCUUGACUAAAUAUAAGAGAAUUCAUACCAGAGGAAAAUACUUUGAAUGUAGUGAAUGUGGCAAAGACUUUAGUCUGGCGUCAAACCUUAUUAUACGUCAGAGAACUCAUAUUGCAGAGAAACCCUUUAAAUGUAAUGACUGUGGGAAAUCCUUCAGUAUAAGGGGAAGACUUAAUAGACAUAAGAGAAUUCAUAGUGGAGAGAAACCUUUUCAAUGUACUGAGUGUGGGAAAGCCUUCAGCCAGAGGGGACACCUUACUAAUCAUCAAGGAAUUCAUAGUGGAGAGAAACGCUUUAAAUGCAAUCAAUGUGGGAAGAGCUUUAGCCAGAAGGGGCAUCUCAUUAAUCAUCAAGGAGUUCACACCGGAGAGAAGCCCUUUAGAUGUAAUGAAUGUGGGAAAGACUUCAGCCAAAGGGGAAACCUUAUUGCUCAUCAGAGAACUCAUACUGGAGAGAAACCCUUUGUGUGUAAGGAAUGUGGGAAAGCUUUCAGUGAGAGGGGAAACCUUAUUACUCAUCAGAGAACUCAUACUGGAGAGAAACCCUUUGAGUGUCAUGAAUGUAGGAAAGCCUUCAAAGACAGGGGAAGCCUUAAUAGACAUCAGAGAACUCAUACUGGAGAGAAACCCUUUGAGUGCCAUGAAUGUGGGAAAGCCUUCAAGCACAGGGGAUCCCUUAUUGAUCAUCAGAGGAAUCAUACUGGAGAGAAACCCUUUAAAUGCUAUGAAUGUGGAAAAGCCUUUAGCCGGAAAGGAAUCCUCAUUCAUCAUCAGAGAACUCAUACUGAAAAGAAGCCUUUCAAAGGCACUGAAUAUUCAAUGACCUUCAAGAAUAAGGGAAACCUUAAUAGACAUCAGAUAAUCAAUGCUGAAGAGAAACCCUUCGAAUGUGAUGAAUGUGGGAAAGCCUUUAGCCAGAGGGGACUACUCAUUCACCAUGAGAGAACUCAUACUGGAGAGAAACCCUUUGAAUGCAAUGAAUGUGAGAAAGCCUUCAGUAGCAGGGGAAGCCUUAACAGACAUCUGAGAAUUCAUACUGGAGAGAAACCCUAUGAAUGUAAUGAGUGUGGGAAAGGCUUCAGCCAGAAAGGACACCUCAUUUAUCAUCAAGGGAUUCAUACUGGAGAUAAACCCUUUAAAUGUAGUGAAUGUGGAAAAGGCUUCAGUUGGAGGGCAAGCCUGAUUACCCAUCAGAGAACUCACACUGGAGAAAAACCCUUUGCAUGUAAUGAAUGUGGGAAAGGCUUUGGGGAGAGGGGAAACCUUACUACCCAUCAGAGAACUCAUACUGGAGAGAAACCCUUUGAAUGUAAUGAAUGUAGGAAAGCCUUCACUCAGAGGGCAGGCCUCAUUACCCAUCAGAAAACUCAUAUUGGAGAGAAACCCUUUAAAUAUAAUUAAAGUGGCCAAACCUUUGAUGAGAGUAAAAUACCCAAAAGCUAUCAGAUAACUUGUACUAGAGAGAAGCACUUUGAAUAUAAUUAACAUGGGAAACUUUAUUGGGAUAGGCCUUGGCAUUCCAAGGACUAUCAGAAGACAUCAGCGAAUACAUGCUGAAGUAAAACUGAUUCUUAUGUAAUGAAUAUACUUUUUUCCUGGAAAUACUCAGAAGACAUUAAGGAGUUCGUACGGGAGAUGAGCCCUUGGGAUCUUAUAAAUAUGGGAAAGCUUUCUCCUAGAGGGGACAUCUUAUAAUACCUUAUUGAGCAUCAGAAAUACUUUCCAUGUAAUGAAUGUGAAAAAAGCUUCAACAGGAUGUCAAAAAUUAUUACUCUCCAGAGAACUCAUCCUGGAGAGGAACCCUUUUUGUGUUAUAUACGUAGCAAGGCAUUCAUCCAAGGGGCAAAACUUAUUACUCAUCAGAGAAUGCAUACUGGGAAGAAUAUCUUUUAAUAUGAUGAUUGAGAAAGUCUUAAGACAGAGGGAACACCUUAUUAGACAUCAGAAAAUUCAUAAUGUAGUAAACUUUUAAAUAUAAUGAAUAUGAGAAAGGUUUCAGCUGGAGGAGAUACCAUUUUUUUUAACAAUUUUUUAUUGCUAGCUUUGGUUUUUCUGUGUUUCCCAAUGUGUCAGCUUCUCCUGACCCCCUUCCAGAAAGCCAUCAAAAGAAAACAUACGGAAAAAAAAAACAUACAAAAGAAAAAGUGAUCCAUUAAAAUGGAACAACACCCCGAAUAGUCUGACAUUAGAUGCAGUGUUGCAUACUCAUUGUCAUCCACCUUUGUAAAGAAUCAGUUUCCUUUUCAUAUUUCUUCUUCAAGGCCAAGCAUGGUUAUAAUUUCAUAACAUUUAGUUUAGACUUUUAUUGUUGUUGGUUUCAUUUACUUUCUUCUGGUCACCUCACAUGUUGUUUUCUUGGGUUUUACUUUACUUUGCAUCAGUUCAUAUAAAUCUUCCCAUGCUUCUCUGUAUUCCUUAUAGUCAUCAUUUCUUACAGCACCUUAAUAUUCCGUUACAUUCAUGCACCAUAACCUGUUUAGCCAUUCCCACAUCAGUGGUUAUCUGCUUUGUUUCCAGUUAUUUGCUACCUUGAGAAGACACACCUUCCAUUAGCAACAUAUACUAGAGAGAAAUUGUUUUCUUUUAACGAACAUGGGAAAGGCUUCAGCCGGAGAGGACUCCUUAUUACUGAACAGAGAACUCUUAUUGGUGUAAAAUCACAUUUAGUGAGAGACCAUUCAGUGAAAGUAGAUUACUCAGAAUCCAUCAGAUAAUUCAUACUAGGUAAGUGGAAGGAAAUAAGCAUUAUUACUAAGCACCUACUGCAUGCCAGCCUACACUUGCUAUGCUAAACACUUUUACAAACAUCUCAUUUGAUUUAAAUAGAAAUCCUUUAAAUAAUGAAUAAGAACUCCUUCAGCCAGAAGGCAAACCUUCAUCUAUUCAUCAAACUAUUCAUCAGACAACUAUUCUUGGAGACAAACAUUUUCAAUGUAGUGCAUGUGAGAAAGCCUUUGCUGAGAGUGGAUGCUUGAGGGGUGCUAAAAUAGUAUCACAGAAUUCAUACUGGAGCAAGAUUCUUUGAAGGCAGUUCAUGUAUACAAGCCUUCAGUGAGCACAUGCUAUAUUGUACAUCAGGGAAUAUUUGUAUCAACUUUUUUUGAAUGCAGUGCCAUCAUCUAGGAUGGGUGUUGCCAAACGGAUGCCUGCUGAAUGGGGAAUGGUUAAACAAAUUGGGACAUGUGAAUAUAAUAGAAUGUUUCUGUGCCAUAAGAAAUGAUGAAUCUGAAGAAUUCAAAGAUAUGUAGAAAGCCUAAUGUGAACUGAUACAAAGUAAGUAGGACCAGGAACCCAACAUAUACAAGGACUACCAGGUAAAUGGAAAGAACAGAAAAACCUCACUGAAUGCUAUUGUUAACAAUUUUUACUGAGCCAAUCUCUAACCUGAGAAAUCUCGGAGCUGCACAAAGCAGGCCUAGAGCAGGAAUGCCAGUAAUCAAGUGGUUUAAUUAAUCAACUUCCGAGUGAGGAAUGUUCUAAUAGCUGAAGUAAAAGUGCAGGUUAUAGACUUAAGUCACAGGUGGAGAAGGAUGAGGGAGGGUGGAUUACAAAGUAUCAAUUAGUGGUUUACCAGGAAAAACCCACAAAUCCCAUAAUACAAUUCUGGAGUCAAGUCUUUGGGGGUCAUGACCACUACCCCUAGGGUACAGAGCCAGAGUUCUAUGGUGGGAACAGGUUCUUCAAUCUUUGAUUCCCUUAAGAUACACUGGCACAAGUAUGCCAGUGAUUGUGAGCAUUGUGAAAAUUUAUUUCAAGUUGCACUGCAAGCUUCUGACUCCUGAGCCAGAGAGGCAGCUCUUGAGUAAAUGAAAUUGUCAGUAUAUUAAUUACAUGUGCCAUAUCAAUUAAUAUAAAAUCAUAAUUCCACACUAUGGAAUUAUAGUAACACAGCAUAACUAUGGGGAAUGAGAAAAGAUAUUGCCUUCCCUUAUUUGAGGAAGAAUGUAUUAUGGAUGUUUAACAUUGCAAUUACUAACAGAUUUGUUUGUUGUGUUGGAUAAUCUUGCUGAAAUACUCUUGUUUUUAGUGAUGGAGUGGAGACCUAGCCAAUAUGAAUUUGUUUCCCUGACUAUAUGUAUUUGUUGCAAGGAAGGACUUUUAUUUUCAGGGGUGGGGGGUGAAUGAAUGGGUAGAGAUAGUGACACAAAAAUGGAAGAAAGAAGCAUCAAUUAAAUGUUUUUAAAUCCUCUAAAGGAGACAACAGGAAGUUCAGAAAGGGACUGAAUCAGGGCAAUGUUAGUAUGAUUGCAUUGAAUUUAAUAUAUACUUUCUUUAAAAAUAGCUUAAUAUAUAGUAGAGAUUCAGUGUCAUGUACAGUCCUGUUUUUUGUAUGUAAAAUGUUCAUGCUGCUAGUUGUGAAGUUAAUAGUAAAACAAGAAAAUUUAA
Molecule: messenger RNA, 7035 nt
Organism: Trichosurus vulpecula (common brushtail)
Lineage: Eukaryota; Metazoa; Chordata; Mammalia; Diprotodontia; Phalangeridae
Product: zinc finger protein 260-like
Exons: 4
Coding region: 1765-4050 (761 amino acids)
Biological process (GO): regulation of transcription by RNA polymerase II
Cellular component (GO): nucleus
Molecular function (GO): RNA polymerase II cis-regulatory region sequence-specific DNA binding; DNA-binding transcription activator activity, RNA polymerase II-specific
Source: RefSeq, a predicted model, not a curated record